Messenger RNA from Cuscuta campestris, 573 nucleotides. NCBI's taxonomy places the organism in Eukaryota, Viridiplantae, Streptophyta, Magnoliopsida, Solanales, Convolvulaceae. The record is from the annotation of a GenBank genome assembly.
GCCCAGAGAUGGUUUAGUUUGAAAAUGGCUUUUCUUACAAUGACAUUCAUUUCUAGGCUGGCAAUAAUGGCUUCAGAAAGAUUGCUGAUUCUGCAGCCACACAACUGGGCUCUGAGAAGAGACUAUGGCAUGAUGAUGUACUAUGCCAGGGAAUAUGGGGAGGCUGUCCAGGAGCUAAGCAUUUGCAUGGCUUUUGCCCCAGAAGAGGAAGCACAAGUUCUGGAACCAUUUGUUGAGAAGCUGCACCUGCUGCAGGUCGAAUCGUCUUGGAAGUCGUUUGGGGCGUGCGUACAGACCGGUUAACUCUUAACACAACUCCCUUGAACAUACAUGUUCUUAAUUGAUGUUGUAAUCAUUGUUAUUGUUAUUGUUACUGGCUGGCUUUAACCAUGCUUCUGUAAACCUAUUAUUGUACUCCAUGCCAUCAAGCCUUACCUUAACUUGUUUUAAUUAAUCUUUCACUAGGGAGAAGAGAGAAAAAAAACCUUUGUAUAUAUGUGUAUUUCUCAUCUCCUAUCUUUCCAUUUCUUAUGUUCCAUUUGAAGUGUGGUGCACCUAUGUUUUGGUAAAUUU